AAAAAAAAAAAAACACAAAUUGCCGAAGACUCUUGUUUCUUAUACAGAACGAAAGGAGAGGGAAUUUUAGGAAAAGGAAGGAAAACCAAAAAAAUGAAGCCCUUAGGAUGGUGGCUGAUGCUAGUGGGUUCGCUUCGAUUAGCCUCUGUUUGGUUCGGCUUCGUCGACAUUUGGGCUCUACGACUCGCCGUUUUCUCCAAUACCACCAUGACUGAAGUUCAUGGAAGGACGUUUGGAGUUUGGACACUUCUAACUUGUACCCUCUGUUUUCUUUGUGCAUUUAACCUUGAGAAUAGGCCACUUUAUUUGGCUACAUUCUUGUCAUUCAUCUAUGCCUUUGGUCAUUUCUUGACUGAAUACCUGAUAUAUCAUACGAUGGCAAUUGCAAAUCUGACAACUGUCGGCAUCUUUGCAGGCACAUCAAUAAUAUGGAUGCUGUUGCAGUGGAAUGCACAUCAACCUAUCCACCCAAAGCAUUCUUGAAUGUAGAAUGAUGUGCUUCUUAUUUCUCCCUUCUUUUUGGGCUGAUAAAGAUGGAUUUUUUUUACCAGGCAUUUUUCAUGUUGCUUGUUUUGUUCUUUUUAUGCAUAGGUCUAUCAAUUGCUCAAGGCAAGGGUUCACGCACACUGUCGGUUUAUAAAGUUAUGCAAAUUUCUUUCCAACGUUUAUUGUUUCACUAGAUUAAAUUUAGACAUGGCUCUAAACUUUUACUGCCCCUCUAUAUUUGUUGUUACUUUGGAAGCCUUUUCAAUUUCCUUGUGAAGUAAGGUGCUACCUGGUGGUUUCCAUAAGACAUGGUAAAGAAUUGCGUAUGAGUUACAGAUGCUGACUACAA
Molecule: messenger RNA, 835 nt
Organism: Quercus lobata
Lineage: Eukaryota; Viridiplantae; Streptophyta; Magnoliopsida; Fagales; Fagaceae
Gene: ERG28
Product: ergosterol biosynthesis protein
Exons: 3
Coding region: 94-483 (129 amino acids)
Cellular component (GO): membrane; endoplasmic reticulum
Molecular function (GO): protein-macromolecule adaptor activity
Source: RefSeq, a predicted model, not a curated record